Molecule: messenger RNA, 1648 nt
Organism: Pantherophis guttatus
Lineage: Eukaryota; Metazoa; Chordata; Lepidosauria; Squamata; Colubridae
Gene: KDELR1
Product: KDEL endoplasmic reticulum protein retention receptor 1
Biological process (GO): protein retention in ER lumen
Cellular component (GO): membrane
Molecular function (GO): ER lumen protein retrieval receptor activity
Source: RefSeq, a predicted model, not a curated record
UUCGUGGCCUUCGUUCCCAGCCAUCCUUAUGCUAAACUCUGAUAAUCCGGCUUGUCGGUUUAGAUUGAAAGGUGGGAGGCAAUAAAGCCAUUUCUCCUUCAUCGCCCCCCACCCUUUUCGGCUUUGUUGAGGGUCUCCUCUUGCUCCCCCCUUCCACUCUGCCCCCUCCCCCCCCCAACAGGCUCCUCUUCCUCUCUUUCGGCAGAUUAUUUCCCACCGAGAAAGUAAGCCAAGCUUUUUCUACGGCAGCCCAAUCCGGAACGCCAUGAAUCUAUUCCGCUUCCUGGGAGACAUCUCGCAUCUGUUGGCUAUAAUCAUCUUGCUGUUGAAAAUUUGGAAGACCAGAUCCUGUGCUGGGAUCUCUGGGAAGAGCCAAGCUCUCUUUGCCAUUGUCUUCACUACUCGGUACCUAGACCUAUUUACAAACUACAUCUCGUUGUAUAACACCUCCAUGAAGGUGGUGUAUGUCGCCUGUUCCUAUGCUACAGUAUGGAUGAUCUAUAGCAAAUUCAAAGCCACCUAUGAUGGCAACCAUGAUACCUUCAGAGUGGAAUUCCUGGUUAUUCCAACAGCAGUGUUAGCUUUCCUAGUAAAUCAUGAUUUCACACCCCUAGAGAUUCUUUGGACCUUCUCCAUCUACCUGGAGUCAGUGGCUAUUUUGCCACAACUCUUCAUGGUCAGUAAAACAGGUGAGGCAGAGACCAUCACAAGUCAUUAUCUCUUCGCUUUGGGAGUCUACCGUGCCCUCUACCUGUUCAACUGGAUUUGGCGCUAUCAGUUUGAGGGGUUCUUCGACCUCAUUGCCAUUGUGGCUGGCUUGGUGCAAACGAUACUCUACUGCGAUUUCUUCUACCUCUACAUUACAAAAGUUCUAAAAGGCAAGAAGUUGAGUUUGCCUGCAUAAGUAAAGAUCAAGACUGCAACGAAAUAUUUGGCCAAGGAGAAUGAAGGGAAUGCUUCACAGAAAAUUCGAUGUGCAGAUUCAGAUUCCUUUUAAAAUAUUAGUGUCCUAUUGAUCUCAACUUCCACCCUGAACUUUGAUCUAAGUGUGGUUUGAGACAAAACAACGGAUGGUCCUUUUACAAAACAAGACUGCUAUAAUUGGGGGUGAUGUGAAGCACAGCUUGAAUCCCAAGCUAACAAUGACUACUCCUGGUUAAUAUGUAAAUUGUAGUUUUUGCGGGUUUUUUAACCCAUUUUGAUCAUUCUGUGUCUAUAAUGCUUGAGUAUUAUUUUUGAUGAAUCAGCACAAGUAGGGAAUACAUUUUUUAAAAACCUGUUCUAUCGUCUUAGUUUGCACUCAUUAUUUUGGGUGUUAUGUUGAUAAAUGCUAAUAUGAAAUGCAAGCUUUUCUGUUCAUGAAGGCCUGGUGCUACAAAGCUAUCCAGAUAGACAGGAAUGCUUGCAAAUUGUUUCUUUCUUUUAAGUAUGGGUUUCCUUGGAUCUGUUUUUGAAACAUUAGUGGCAAGAAAAUACCUUUCUCCUUUAAAUAUUUGUCACUUACUUUCUUCAUUUUUGUAUUAUUUGAUGGUUAAAUCUUCAUCCACUACAAAUAAAAUGGAAAAACUCUUCCCCUUAUUAAUUAGUGCCUUUGUGGGAAGGAUGGGAAUUUAAAUAAAAAUAAAUUCUGCUUUUUGGCAGUUUGUAA